GGGCAGAGAGAUGUCAGCAUCAGGGACUGCAUGGGCGUGUUUGUGUCAGAUCGCGGGCAGGCGUGGCAGUGGGCUGGUUCAGCCCCUGAGCCGUAAAAAAAUGAGGAUGUAUUGAGCGGAGUCAGCUGAGGCCUUCAAACAUCCUGACAAAGAAGCGCUGGUGUCGCCCCAGCACAGACCGAUCUGUUCAUAUUAACGGUCUCUCGGGACGGCCUCGGUGCGGGGGUGUGCCGCACCCACCCAGCAGACGCGCUCCCGAGGAUGCACCAAGUUACUGAGCCGGAUCACUUCCUCCUGCUGGUGCUGGCUGACCGUGAGCUCUUAAUGCUUGUGCUUUCCAUCUUCUGCAGCUCUGCACCUGCAGCAGCCAGAGCCCUGAGGAAUACAGCAUCUCUAAUGAGAGGCAGUUUCUAAAGUUUAAAAGCUUCCACUCCAACAAAGAAAAUGAGCAAAUCCCCGACCCCCAAAAGCAGCCCGGUGCAGCGGAGCCCCAGUGAUGGUGUUCCGGAGGGCCUCCAGUCUCCUCAGCACUCCACGCCCGGGUCUGGACCGCAGUAUAAGAAGCGCAUCUCCAGCCUUCUGCAGAGUCCGUCAUUCAGAGAGGAGCUGGAUGUCCUGAUACAGGAGCAGAUGAAGAAAGGAGGAAGCUCUUCCAACCUGUGGGCACUACGACAGCUCGCUGACUUCAUGAGCACGCACGGCUCCCCAGCUGCUCUCCAAGUCUCACCGUCCAACAUGAUGAUGGUGACGCCCAUCAAUGACAUGCACGGAUGGGACCCUGGCAGCUUGGUGAAAGGGGAGAGGCUGAUGCGCUGUAAGCUGGCCAGCACCCAUCGACUCUUUGACCUCUUUGGCUGGGCCCAGAUCAACCGGAUCUGUCUCACACUGCGUGUGAGUAAAGAGCAAGAACACUUUCUGGUGCUUCCAGAUGGCCUGGCCUACAGUGAGGUGACGGCUUCCAGUCUGGUAAAGGUGAACAUUCUGGGGGAGGCGGUGGAGAAGGGCAGCACCAAUCUACCAGUCGACCCAGAGAAGUUCAGCUUGCACUCGGCCAUCUACUCGGCUCGGCCCGACAUCCGCUGCCUGCUGCACCUCCACACGCCUGCAGCAGCAGCGGUUUCAGCCAUGAGGGGCGGCCUCCUGCCUCUGUCCCAUGAGGCUCUGCUGGUUGGAGACGUGGCUUAUUAUGAUUACAAUGGUGUCAUGGAGGAGGAGGCGGACAGAGUGGAGCUGCAGAAGAGCUUAGGACCCACCUGUAAGGUUCUUGUGCUGAGGAAUCAUGGGAUUUUGGCACUUGGAGAAUCUGUGGAGGAGGCUUUCUAUACCAUCUAUCACAUCCAGACAGCCUGCCAGAUUCAGGUGACUGCAUUGUGUAGUGCUGGUGGAGAACGGAACCUGAUUCUGCUAGACCGGACCGUCCACAAACCUGUCUCGGCUGGUUCUGUGGGCUGGGCUGGCUCCACUUUUGGACCUCUGCAUAAGAGCCGUGUAGGAGAGCACGAGUUUGAAGCCCUCAUGAGAACUCUGGAUAAUCUGGGCUACCGUAGCGGCUACGCCUACCGUUUCCCGGUGCUGCUGGAGCGCUCACGGACACGGAGGGAGGUGGAGGUCCCCGCCACGGUGACGGCCUUCCACCAGUUUGACGAUGACGGCGUCCAUCCUGCUCUGAGGCAGCACCCGUUUGUUCAGCGGCAGCAGCAGGAGAGGACGCGAUGGCUCAACACCCCCAACACCUACCAGAAAGUCAGUCAAGAGCAGGCCAACCUGGGACACCAGCGGACCACGUGGCUGAAGACGGAGGAGGUGACACAAGCUGGCAGCACCGCCAUCAAGAUCGAAAACCCAAACCAGUUUGUGCCUCUCUUCACCAACCCUCGAGAGGUGAUUGAGACCCGCAACAAGAUCCGCCAGCAGAACCGUCAGGACAUGAAAACGGCGGGGCCGCAGUCUCAAGUUCUGGCAAGCGUCAUCACAGACGACAGCCCCUCGGCCCCAGUGACCCCACCAAAAGACCCGCCCGAGCCAGAACCUCCUAACCCCUUCAACCAGCUGACGGACCAGGAGCUGGAGGAGUACCGCAAGGAGGUGGAGAGGAAACGGGAGGGAGGGACUAACGUAGGGGAGGAGGUGGAGAAUGACAGCCCCCCCUCCACCACCCCCACAAACGCCCCUCCUCCAGCAGUGGAGACAAAGAUGGACUCUCCCACCAUGCAGAACGGAGGCGAGGAGGAGAAGCAGCUGACAGAGGACCUGGAGAAGGGGAUGAAGGCCCUCACGACCAACGACACCUCCACGCCUGCAGCUCCGCCUGCCAAACCGCAGGGCGGGACUCCGGAGGGCUCGCCUUGCAAGUCGCCGUCCAAGAAGAAAAAGAAAUUCAAGCCUCCCAUGUUCCUGAAAAAGAGCAAGAAGCAGAAGGAGAAAGCAGAGACCUGAGCGGGCGGCUCUGUGCAUCAGACCUCGAUGCAGUUCAGUACUUUGGUGCAGCACAGGGAGCGGACGGCGUCAGACCAACACGGGCCACUUCACACCUUCUCCACAGACAUCGUGUGUUGUGCUGUACCACUGCUAUUCACUGAUUUUAAUGUUUGCUGUGGUUCAUCUAAAGCAAGUUAAAGAGCACCACUUUUGAUUUUUCACAUCCGACUCAUUUCCUUUGAUUUGCUGCUAUCCGUUACUUCUCUGUAAUGACAGUUUCCACAAGCAGAAUCCAGACGCUGAUCUGGAGCGGCUGACACACCUUUAUUUACUCGUUCACAUCUGUAGAUUCACAUCCACGCAUGUCACAACCGUUAAUCAUUGUAGACAUCUCUUAGUUAGCAUUUGGCUGUAGUUGUCAGGUAGAUGUUUCUGGUAUAAUCUGUGAGCACAAGAACAGUACACGUGAACAUAUGAUGACCGACCGUGCUCAGCUGAACGCUAGUUUUGUGGAUCACUCUCAACCUAAAGAACAGAAGCAAAAAACAGACUAACAAAUUAAUCUGCUCACUAAAAUAAACCCAAAGUGAUCAAGCUCAACAUUUGUGGCUUUUGAAUGCAGUAAAGACAGUUGGUGUGAUGGAAGACACCGACAGUCCUAAACAUUCCACUCUUCUUUAUUUGAAUGUGCAAAAUGACUCUACGGUGACACGUUUCUGUUGGAAUCAGUAGCUGUUAUUGAAAUGCUGAUGUAAUGUUGGUUCAUGGUUUCUAGUUAUUUUCUAUUAGAAUGUGUAUGUGAGCAUCGCAAGUUUACCAUUCAUCAGUCAUUAAAGGACAAGUUUGAUUUUACCUCAA
This is a messenger RNA of Oryzias melastigma (Indian medaka), 3276 nucleotides long. It is a transcript of the gene add2, whose product is annotated as adducin 2 (beta). Gene Ontology annotation, molecular function: actin filament binding. NCBI's taxonomy places the organism in Eukaryota, Metazoa, Chordata, Actinopteri, Beloniformes, Adrianichthyidae. Gene Ontology annotation, biological process: barbed-end actin filament capping. Gene Ontology annotation, cellular component: cytoskeleton; plasma membrane; postsynaptic density. The coding region runs from base 445 to 2436 and encodes 663 amino acids. The record is from RefSeq and is a predicted model, not a curated record. The transcript is spliced from 16 exons.